Messenger RNA from Lichtheimia ornata, 1230 nucleotides. RefSeq names its product UV excision repair protein Rad23. Gene Ontology annotation, biological process: proteasome-mediated ubiquitin-dependent protein catabolic process; nucleotide-excision repair. The coding region runs from base 1 to 1230 and encodes 409 amino acids. Gene Ontology annotation, molecular function: ubiquitin binding; damaged DNA binding; proteasome binding. The transcript has 10 exons. Gene Ontology annotation, cellular component: cytosol; nucleoplasm. NCBI's taxonomy places the organism in Eukaryota, Fungi, Mucoromycota, Mucoromycetes, Mucorales, Lichtheimiaceae. The record is from RefSeq and is a predicted model, not a curated record.
AUGGGUUCGAUCGUAUUCAAUGAUACUAACAAGUACCUCAUGCAGCAACUUACAGUCAAGACACUCCAACAAAAACAGUUCAAGCUCGACGUAGAAGGCAGCGACACGAUUCUCUCUGUCAAGCAAAAGAUUGAGGAAUCUCAAGGACAUGCCGUUUCGCAGCAAAAGCUGAUAUUUUCAGGCAAGAUUUUGGCUGAUGACAAGAAGGUUGAAGAAUACAAUAUCAGUGAAAAGGACUUUUUGGUCGUCAUGGUGUCCAAGCCUAAAGCAACGGCGUCAGCUGCGGGAUCAAGCACAUCAGCAUCCACGCCAACUGAAAAGAAACAAGAGACCCCCAAGCAACAGGAAGAAAAGCCUGCUCCUGCAUCCAACACCACCACACAAUCACAACCUGCACCUGCUACACCUGCUGCCGCUGCUACCACCACUACGCCCUCUACUCAGGCACCUGCCCAAGAAAACACACAAGUAAGCAGUGAUAGCUCAUUAGUGACCGGUAGUCAAUACGAGAGUGUAGUGCAAAACAUGAUGGAAAUGGGCUUCGAACGAGAUCAGGUCAAGCGAGCUCUUCGUGCAAGUUUCAACAAUCCUGAUCGUGCUGUCGAAUACUUGUUCAAUGGCAUUCCCGAGGAUCUUUUGGCCGAGGAACAAGCUGAGCAAGCACAUUCACAAGAGCAACAACAACAACAACAACAAGGUGGAGCAACAAACACCACCGAGGCACCAGCAGCAGCUGCUGCUACAUCUCCAAACAGCGCCCAAACUCGUGGCAACGAUGCCAGCCAAAACCUUUUCCUUGCAGCUCAACAAGCAGCUCAGCAACAGCAACAGCAACAGCAGCAAUCUGGUACCGGCAAUGUCGAUUUCUCGCAGCUUCGUAAUACGCCUCACUUUCAACAAUUACGACAACUUGUGCAGAGCAACCCUAGUCUUUUGCAACCUCUUUUGCAACAACUUGGUCAAUCCAACCCAGAAUUGCUUCGCAUGAUCAACUCGGACCCACAAGGCUUUUUCCAAUUAUUGAUGGAGGGUGGUGAUGAAGAAGGCGGUGCUGUGCCUCCUGGAUCUCAUGUUAUCCAGGUUACCCAAGAGGAGAAGGAAGCUAUUGAUCGGCUGGAGGGUCUAGGAUUUGAUCGUGCACAGGCCAUUGAAGCAUACUUUGCUUGUGAUAAGAAUGAAGAACUCGCUGCCAACUACCUCUUUGACAAUGGUGCCGAUGACUUUGAGUAA